AUGAGAGAAGAAGACUUGCAAGGAUCCGGGGGCGCGAUCGCCAGUGCGCCAGAAGGAGCAACAACCCCAAAGGCAGACAAAGUCAAGCACAUCGCCAUCCUAGACACCGACGUCAUGGUAACAGCCGUCCAAACCCUCUACGGACAAUACUACAGCGCCCAAUACAUCAAACGCCUCACCGCCGCCGCAACCCGCAUCGCAGCCUCCCACCUCGCCACCUUCACGACCUGGGACGUCGUAGCGGGCCACUACCCGAACCCGGCCGACGUCGACGCCAUUCUCAUCACGGGCUCCAUCGCCGCCGCCUACGACACGGACCCCUGGGUCCUCCGCCUCGGCGACUUCAUCCGGCGCGUCUACGAGCACCACCCCAACGUCCGCAUCUUUGGCACCUGCUUCGGCCACCAGCUCAUCGGCAAGGUCCUCCUCGAGCCCCACGGCGCCGUCGUGGAAAAGGACCCCAACGGCUACGAGUUUGGCGUUCAGACCAUCUCGCUGAACCCGAGACUUGUCGAGGACUAUCCCUGCCUGGCCGCUCUCGCGCCCACAACGACGACGACGACGACAACAGAUCCAACCCAGGACCCAGAGUCUUCUUCUUCAUCACCAACCCCUCACGGUCUGCGGCUACAAAUGUGCCACGGCGACCACGUAGCCCUCGCCCCGCCACCUCUCCCACCUCUCCCAGGAACCUGGCAGAACAUCGGCGGCAGCGCGCACUGCAGGGUCCAGGGCCUGUACGAGCCCUCCCGCGUCCUCACGAUCCAGCCCCAUUUCGAGUGCGACCAGGUCAUCAUGGAAGAGACCAUUAAGCAUUUUUACACGCCCGCCAAGGGGUUCUCGCCAGAGUUCCUGCAGCGGGCGUUCGACGCGACGAGGAGGGAGGACGACGCGGGUGUUGCUGCGGAGUGGGUGUUUCGAUUCUUGGUUGGUAUCUGA
This is a messenger RNA of Colletotrichum fioriniae, 939 nucleotides long. The record is from RefSeq and is a predicted model, not a curated record. NCBI's taxonomy places the organism in Eukaryota, Fungi, Ascomycota, Sordariomycetes, Glomerellales, Glomerellaceae.